Messenger RNA from Saimiri boliviensis boliviensis (Bolivian squirrel monkey), 5165 nucleotides. It is a transcript of the gene HTR2A, whose product is annotated as 5-hydroxytryptamine receptor 2A. Gene Ontology annotation, molecular function: neurotransmitter receptor activity; G protein-coupled serotonin receptor activity. The record is from RefSeq and is a predicted model, not a curated record. Gene Ontology annotation, biological process: phospholipase C-activating serotonin receptor signaling pathway; chemical synaptic transmission; response to xenobiotic stimulus. Lineage: Eukaryota; Metazoa; Chordata; Mammalia; Primates; Cebidae. Gene Ontology annotation, cellular component: dendrite; plasma membrane.
GACGUACUGUUUUCUAGCAUUAUUUAUGUUCUCUCUUCACCCUUCUGCCUAAAAAAUUACGACAGUGCCCCUUACCUACCUUAACGGGAAUCUGCACAAAAGGCCAUUUCUCCAGUUUCUCUCUCUCAAAAGCAAAGGAAAACUUCCCAAUAUUAAUAUGUAGCAAAAAGGAGGAAAAAAAAGCCUAUUUGGUCCGCCCUCCUGGCUGUUGCUACCUUGCAGCUUAUGACAUACAGACAGAGGGAGGUCUGAUGAAGUGAACGAGGCAACCAGAGAGCUACUCCAUUCCCGUGGAAACCAGGAGUCCCUUGGUGCCGACAGCUCUGCCUACUUUCCAAGCAGUUCUUUUGUGCGACUUUGAGGGGCUCGUGAAUGAUUUCUAAAUGUGUGCCUGCUGAGGCGAGCCGCCCGGGGAGGGAGGACCCAGCCGAGCCUUGCCGGAGGAAGCCAACAGUAUCCUAGCAGUGCGGGAGCUGGCUCAGCCCUUGCAUGCAGUUUUUGAAGUCAGCAAAACAGAAAGCAAAUUACUAUCAUAUUAUGCUGGUGGAAGAUCAAGAAAAGGGGACUCUACACCAGUUUAAUCACUGUGAGAGAGGCAGCGAGUCACAGAAUAACAAGUGUGUCUCAUGUGUGGACCCUGAAGACAAAUGACAUUUGUCUCCCUGAAGGCUAACCAAAAAAAAAAAAAAAAAAAAAAAAAAAAAAAAAAAAAAACCUGCAACCUCUGUGCUAAAAGUUCAUUCUGCUCUUUCGUCCUCACGUUGGUGAGAAAAUAAUAAAACCAAACAGUGGACUCUCUUGAAAUUGUGAAUGAGGAAAACUUAGAGCCACCGCAGUUCAGUUCUUUAUCAUUGUAAUAAUGGGAGACAAAACUCCAGCACAGGAAGACCAGCAUAUACACCAGCCUCAGUGUUACAGAGCGUGGGGACACCAAGGUGUAUGGUGAGCAGAGGCUGUAAAGUGUUAGUCCUUCCACACUUCAUCUGCUACAAGUUCUGGCUUAGACAUGGAUAUUCUUUGCGAAGAAAAUACUUCUUUGAGCUCAGCUACAAACUCCUUAAUGCAAUUAAAUGACGACACCAGGCUCUACAGUAAUGACUUUAACUCCGGAGAAGCUAACACUUCUGAUGCAUUUAACUGGACAGUCGACUCUGAAAAUCGAACCAACCUUUCCUGUGAAGGGUGCCUCUCACCAUCGUGUCUCUCCUUACUUCAUCUCCAGGAAAAAAACUGGUCUGCUUUAUUGACAGCUGUAGUGAUUAUUCUAACCAUUGCUGGAAACAUACUCGUCAUCAUGGCAGUGUCCCUAGAGAAAAAGCUGCAGAAUGCCACCAACUAUUUCCUGAUGUCACUUGCCAUAGCUGAUAUGCUGCUGGGUUUCCUUGUCAUGCCGGUGUCCAUGUUAACCAUCCUGUAUGGGUACCGGUGGCCUCUGCCCAGCAAGCUUUGCGCAGUCUGGAUUUACCUGGAUGUGCUCUUCUCCACGGCCUCCAUCAUGCACCUCUGCGCCAUCUCACUGGACCGCUACGUCGCGAUCCAGAAUCCCAUCCACCACAGCCGCUUCAACUCCAGAACUAAGGCGUUUCUGAAAAUCAUUGCUGUUUGGACCAUCUCAGUAGGUAUAUCCAUGCCAAUACCAGUCUUUGGGCUACAGGAUGAUUCCAAGGUCUUUAAGGAGGGGAGUUGCUUACUCGCCGAUGAUAACUUUGUCCUGAUCGGCUCUUUUGUGUCAUUUUUCAUUCCCUUAACCAUCAUGGUGAUCACCUACUUUCUAACCAUCAAGUCACUCCAGAAAGAAGCUACUUUGUGUGUAAGUGAUCUUGGCACACGGGCCAAAUUAGCUUCUUUCAGCUUCCUCCCUCAGAGUUCCUUGUCUUCGGAAAAGCUCUUCCAACGGUCGAUCCACAGGGAGCCAGGAUCCUACACAGGCAGGAGGACUAUGCAGUCCAUCAGCAAUGAGCAAAAGGCAUGCAAGGUGCUGGGCAUCGUCUUCUUCCUGUUUGUGGUGAUGUGGUGCCCUUUCUUCAUCACCAACAUCAUGGCCGUCAUCUGCAAAGAGUCCUGCAACGAGGAUGUCAUCGGAGCCCUGCUCAAUGUUUUUGUUUGGAUCGGUUAUCUCUCUUCAGCAGUCAACCCCCUGGUGUACACACUGUUCAACAAGACCUAUCGGUCAGCCUUUUCACGGUAUAUUCAGUGUCAGUACAAGGAAAACAAAAAACCAUUGCAGUUAAUUUUAGUGAACACUAUACCGGCUUUGGCCUACAAGUCGAGCCAACUCCAAAUGGGACAAAAAAAGAAUUCAAAGAAAGAUGCCAAGACAACAGAGAAUGACUGCUCGAUGGUGGCUCUAGGAAAGCAGCAUUCUGAAGAUGCUUCUAAAGACAAUACCGACGCCGUAAAUGAAAAGGUGAGCUGUGUGUGAAAAGCUAGUUGCCGUGGCAACUGUGGAAGGCACACUGAGCAAGGUUUCACCUAUCUGGGGGGGAAAAAAAAAAAAGAGAGACUGGAAAAUAUUAGACCAGUCUAGUGAAACCAACGAUCAUAUCUGUACGCCUCAUUUUAUUCUGUCAGUGAAAAGCUGGGUUCAAUGCUACAAAAUGUGCACUUGGAAAAUGGUCUGACAGCAUUUCAGCUGUGAGCUUUCUGAUACUUAUUUUUAACAUUGUAAAUGAUACAUCUUUAAAAUGAUUCAGUUUUAUUGUAUAAUUAUGAAACCCUAAGUUAUCUAAAUUAACUUCUAUUUUCAAAUGGAAACCUUGCUGCUAUGCUGUUCAUUGAUGGCAUGGAUUGAGGUGGUUACCUAUUGCUGUAAAUAAAAAUAGCUAUGAAUAGUGAAAAUUUUAUUGAAUAUAAUGACUUCUUAAAGAAAAAUUCUCUUUAAAACUUACAUGGUAUAUAUUUUGAAAGGAGAAAAAAGACACUAAGGUCAGUGUUACAAAAUCUGUAUUGCUAAGAUAAUUAAAUGAAAUACUUGACAACAUAUUUCAUUCUUGCUUUUUCAUAGAUACCAUUUUGAAAUAUUCACAAGGUUGCUGGUAUUUGCUGCAUUUCAAGUUAAUUCUCAGAAGUAAAAAAAGAUUUCAAAUGUUAUUCUAUAACUAUUGCUGCUUUCUCUUCUACUUCUUGUGCUUUACUCUGAAUUUCCGAUGUGGUCUUGUUUAAUAUUUGUUCUUCUAGGUAAACUAGCAAAAGGAUGAUUUAACAUUACCAAAUACAUUUCUAGCAAUGACUCCUCUAAAACAGCACCAUAGAGGUAUUUGGUAACUUGCUGUGAAAUGACUGCAUCAUGCAUGCACUCUUUUGAGCAGUAAACAGUAUAUUGAUGUAACUGUGUCAGGGUUGAGGUUGAACUUAGGUUUCUGGCUACUGACAGUAGUGGAGUCUUAGGACAUCUCUGUAAAAAGCAGGUGACUUUCCUAUGACAUUCAUCAGGGACAUUGAUGCUUUCUAAUCAAUCAGUUUAUAUUAUUUAUUAAAACCAUUCAGCUUGGUUCCACCAUCAUCUAUUGAGUGUAUAUUUAUGUGUGAAGCAAAUUUCUAGAUGUGAGAAAUACAAUUAAAACAAAAUCCUUACCUUUAAAGAAAAUGGCUCAGCCAGGCACAGUGGCUCAUGCAUGUAAUCCUGGCACUUUGGGAGGCUGAGACGGGAUGAUUGCUUGAGCCCAGGAGACCAACGUGGGCAACAAAGUGAGACCCCCGCCCCCGUGCCUGCAAAAAAUUUAAAAAUUAGCUGAUCGUGGUGGCACGCACCUGUGGUCCCAGCUACACAGGAGGCUGAGACAUAAGGAUCACUUGAGCCCAGGAGGUCAAGGCUGCAGUGAGCCAAAGUUCACACAACUGCAUUUCACACACACACACAAAAAGACCAAACUGAAAUGGUCCUAGUAAAAAAAUAUAAACAGACUUAUUUUGAGAGUCCUUUCAAUUUAUUUCCUUCUUACCUGAUUCAGAAACAAGUUUGUUUCAACUAUGAGAGUAGCUUUCAAAAAUAAGUUUUUCUGAUUGGUUACCAAUAAACACCAAACAAGCAAAGGUGGGGGAAAAUACCACUGAGGCUUAACAUUGCAAUUAAUUUAGAAAUAUGCACCUCAAUCUCGACCUAGCUUACAACUACCAUAGUUUUGAGCAAAGUUUUUCUUUUAUUUCUCCAAAAACUCGCUCAUUUCAGUACUACUCAUUGGCACCGGGAUCCCUAAUAGAAAAGCAGACAUUAUAAUGUUUUGUAGAAAUAGUUGCUAAAGAGCAAAAGAGAUUAACAACUGUUAAUGUACCUUGAUAUUAUAACACUCAAGGUUAAAUUGCUCGUUGUUACUGGAAUCACUGUUAGAUACAUGAUUACAAUGCUGAAGCAUUUCUGUUGAAUGAGAAAUCAUUUUUGCCCUAAAACUUUGAGAAAAAAUAGAGAUUUGAAAAGUAAAGAAUGUGGGAGGUGUCCUUGUGUCAUUUGGAAAUGAAUAAAAUUCUAAUUAUGUCCUCUUAGAUACAUUGAAAAAUGGGUUCACUAUUUCAAAGCUAGAAUGUAUAAUAUGCUGCUAGUGCCAAGGCUGCAAUUGAACUGAGCUAUUCCUUAUGAUUACACCAUACUAACUGAUGAAAAUAUAGAUGUUAAAAUGUCUCCGCUCUAAUGUAUGUUGCCUUCACUUAUAACUCUGCACAUUUCAUUAUAUAGUAGGGAAAAUAUUACAGAUUCUACCCCCAUGUACUCAAUCUUGAUCAGAAUGAACAUUAAUGAUGCCUGACAGAUGUCUUUUGACUACCUAUAUAUUACAAAUGUAUAUGUGUUUUUUUCUUCCAUAAGUAUUCAAGUGUAUACUGUAUAGGCAAAUGUGUAGCUGUAUAUAUGUACAGACAUGUUCUCAUGCACUUUAUUCAAUAUUUAUAUAUUUAUAUGGAGGAAAAGCAAGUCGAUGAAAACACUCAGUAUAUACACAUGUGUGCAUGUUUGUAUCAUGUUUAUUUAAAUGUGAAUUCAUGUUCUAAUAUUUCUAUGACCUUCCAUUGCUGUCAAAGCGGAUUAAAGUUUAACAAAAAUAUCAGCUCUUUAAAUAAACUGGAAGUUAAUCUAACUUUGUGCAAGAACUUUAAGAUAAAUCUAUGAGGGUGGCGAAAACAGUGGUCCACAUAUAUAGUUUCUUGAUCCUAAAUAAAAUGAUACCUUUGGGCCC